This is a messenger RNA of Phodopus roborovskii (desert hamster), 699 nucleotides long. RefSeq names its product glutathione S-transferase theta-2-like. Gene Ontology annotation, cellular component: cytoplasm. Gene Ontology annotation, biological process: glutathione metabolic process. Gene Ontology annotation, molecular function: glutathione transferase activity. Lineage: Eukaryota; Metazoa; Chordata; Mammalia; Rodentia; Cricetidae. The record is from RefSeq and is a predicted model, not a curated record.
AUGUUAAAAUCCAAGUAUUUUAAGGCUGGAGAACAGCAGCUCAUGUUGGCUUAUGGUUGCAGAGGGUUUGAGUCCAUACAGCUGCCUGAUUCGUUCCACCCAUUCCAUCUGUGCCACUGUCACCAUGUCUUGGAGGUCUACCUCAACCUGCUAUUGCAGUCCAGCGGGGCCAUCUACAUCUUUGCCAAGAAGAUGCACACUAUAAUCAAAGGUUGGGAAAGGAACCAGAAAUUCAUCCAGGUGAACUGCCUGCAGACAUUUCCUGUGCUCAAAGACUUUGUGUUGACAGAAAGCCAUCCUUACCUGAGUUCCAAGUACCAGGUGGCAGAUCACUGGUACCUAGCUGGUCUGCAGGCCCAUGCCAGAGUCAAUGAGUACCUAGGCUGGCAUGCUGAUAACAUCUGUAGUAACUUUGGAGUGCUCCUACAGGCCAAGGUGUUAGGGCCACUCAUUGGGGCCCAGGUUCCAGAGGAGAAGGUAGAAUAGAACAGAAAGAGAGCUGGCCAGCAGGUGACACUGGCUGGUCUCAUGUGUCGGGAGGAACUGAUACAGCCAGUGGCUCUUGGCUGUAAUUUGUUUGAGGGAAGGUCACGACUGACUGAAGGCAUGCCGAAAGCGGCAGAGGCAUUCUUGGGUACUGAUCUGUGUGAGCAGGCUCAUGGUGUGGCCAUCAUAAGCAUCCUAGAACAGGAGCAGUAG